This is a messenger RNA of Sycon ciliatum, 4317 nucleotides long. RefSeq lists its product as uncharacterized. Gene Ontology annotation, molecular function: DNA helicase activity. The coding region runs from base 1 to 4317 and encodes 1438 amino acids. NCBI's taxonomy places the organism in Eukaryota, Metazoa, Porifera, Calcarea, Leucosolenida, Sycettidae. The transcript has 2 exons. The record is from RefSeq and is a predicted model, not a curated record. Gene Ontology annotation, biological process: DNA repair; telomere maintenance.
AUGGACAACCCUGACCAGCCUCCCGAAGGCGUAACAGACGUCCCUCCUUCUCCUUCCAACGAUGAAGAACCUUCCUCACCAGGACUUCAGCGGUCUGGGAAAAGACGCCGCCGGUCCUCAUCAAUAACGUCGUCCGACGAUGAAGAGGCCAUUGCCCGCAGACGCGAACAAGCCAGGGUUCGAAUGCAGAGGGCAAGGUCACAGGAAACUGAAGAACAGGCUGAUCGCCACAGACUUCUAAAUCGUCGACAAACUGCUGCGACACGCUCUCAGGAGACGCAUGAACGAACUCUGGAACGUAGAGACUGUGACUGCCGCCGAACUGCUGAGGCACGUUCGCAUGAGACACCUGAGCAGGCAGACCAUCGCCGAAGUCAAAGCCGUAUGCAAGUUGCCAGAGCGAGGUCACUCGAGACGCAAGGGGACACGGAGGUACGAAGAAGCCAAAAUGCUCAGCGGGUGGGAGCACCCCCGGAUGAAAAUGCAUCCGCCACAGGGCCAGAUCCCCACGAACAGCCUAUGGCCACUACGAGAGCAGGUGAGCGUACUGGUAAUUUCACCCGUAACAUACAGACCAUUAAACCAGAUAUCUGGGGUAAACUGGGCUUCCAUUACGACAGCAACUUGGACUAUCCCACUCACAGGUCCAUCACAUUAGGUGGCAUGAACGUCCUGUACUAUGCAGAGCCACCUCAGCCGCUCAAAAGCCUGCUUUCUGGCCUUUCAACUCAGGAAUCCAAGCACUUCCUCCAGAGCAUUCGCAAAUACAACAGUGCAUUCCAAAUGACAUCAUUUGGUGCGAAUGAGCAGUACAUGGACGGCUUCAUGCCAACGUUCAAGGUGAAAGGGCAAAUCUACCACAGACUUGGGUCAAUCCUUCCCCUGGCAGGCGAAGAGCACAAGUUCUUGCAAAUUUAUUUCAUGGGCGACAGCGAGCGAGAAACUAGCAGGCGGUGCGAAGUUAUUCACAACCUCCACCACGUCACUGUUGCUGACCUGCAGGCGAUGCUCCAUGCGCACAAUCCGCACAUCGUCAACAUCAAGACGCGAUUGGAUGUUGGCAAUGUCCCAGACUUGCGACUGAAGUUGAGCGCAGACCGAGCACCACAAGGUGAACACCCCGGUCGCUUCAAUGCACCCACGGUCAAUGAAGUUGCCGUUCUGAUAGCAGGCGAUGCGCAUGAAAAGAGGGACAUUGUACUGCGUUUGAGAGACGAGUCUGUGAACAGGAUAGCGGACACACACAGGUCAUACGAUUCCUUGCAAUACCCUUUGCUGCUGCCGUAUGGCGAAGAUGGCUAUCACUUCCUACAUAGGCAGGUCAAUGCGCAGACCCGUGUUCCGACGAGCAAGAAAGUGACAGCGAGUGACUUCUACGCGUACAAACUGAUGGUCCGCAAUGACUCCUUCAACACAAUCCUCAGAGGUGCUCAGUUAUUCCACCAGUACAUUGUUGACAUGUAUGUGAAGAUCGAAUCUGAACGUCUAUCCUUCAUUCGCUUCAAUCAGGCCAGUCUCCGAGCAGAUAACUACGUUCAUUUACGUGACGCCAUCAGCAAUGACGGAAAUCCUGCAAACGUCCGUCGGCAAGUCAUUUUGCCCGCAACUUUCACUGGCGGCCCACGAUACAUGAAAGAAAAGACACAAGAUGCAAUGACGUAUGUUCGAGAGCGCGGCAGGCCACAGCUUUUCAUUACCGCCACAUGCAAUCCUAAGUGGCCCGAGAUAGCUGCAGAGCUUUUUGACGCCCAGUCACCGCAUGACAGAAACGACCUCAUCGCACGUGUCUUCCGUUUGAAAUCAAAGUUGUUCAUGGAUGUCCUGACAAAAGGCGAAUUGUUCGGCCUGAGCACUUGCAACAUGCACACGAUAGAGUGGCAAAAGAGAGGCCUGCCGCACAUGCAUGCACUACUGUGGCUCCAGCAUUCAAUUCAAUCUGCUGAUGUGGAUGAUGUUGUUUGUGCGGAAAUUCCCUCGGCGGAGGAUGACCCUGUCCUCCAUGACUUGGUCAAAAAGCAUAUGAUCCAUGGACCUUGCGGUGCACUAAACACAAGCGCGCCAUGCAUGAAAGAUGGGAAGUGCAGCAAAGGGUACCCCAAACCAAUGGUGAAACACACCCAGACGGACAGGGAUGGAUACCCUCUUUACCGCAGGCGCUCCCGGGAAGAUGGCGGGUCAUUCACGGUGUUGAAAAUUAGAAACGAAGAAGUCGAAGUCGACAACAGAUGGGUUGUGCCUUACAACCCAGUCCUCCUUCGAUUGUUCAGUGCGCACAUCAAUGUGGAGGUGUGCAACUCUGUAAAGGCCAUCAAGUACAUCACAAAGUACAUCAACAAAGGUUCGGAUCAGGCAGUCUUCGGUGUCCAGAAUGAGAACGAUGAGGUCAGCAGGUACCAGACAGGUCGGUAUGUUUCCAGUAGCGAGGCAGUCUGGCCCAUUUUUGGCUUCCCGAUUCAUGGCAGGUAUCCAACAGUCACCCACCUUGCGGUUCACUUGGAGAAUGGCCAGCGAGUCUACUUCACAGAAGAGACCGCCCAUACGGUAAGUGAGAGUCCGCCAGAGACUACUCUCACUGCUUUUUUCAAGCUUUGUGCCACUGAUGCCUUCGCGAGAACUCUUCUGUACAACAGCGUGCCUUCCUACUUCGUGUGGGAUGCCCAACGGAAGAAAUUCAAGAGGCGCAAAGUCGGCACUCCUGUCCCAGGCUACGAGGGGGUCAGGAAAAGUGAUGCUCUCGGCCGAGUGUACGCCGUGCACCCAAGGCAGGCAGAGUGCUAUUACUUGCGGCUCCUUCUGCACACUGUUCACGGGCCGACUUCGUUCGAUGAUGUCAGGACAGUAGAUGACCAAGUUUGCGAAACGUACAGGCAAGCCUGUCAGCUUCGGGGUCUGCUGCAGGACGACGAGCAUUGGCUCGGUGCCUUGCUUCAGGCUGCCGAGUCCAGCCAUCCAGCUGCGAUCAGGCACCUCUUUUCCAUCAUGUCCUUCUGCGAAGUUAGUGAUCCUUUGCGACUAUGGAAUGAAUUCCGUGAGGCAAUGUCAGAAGAUUAUUUGCAGGCGGCGCGUCGACAGGAAGGGAAUGAGGCGCGAACAUUUUCUCAGAUGGAGUUCGAUCAGUGCCUUUGCGCCAUCCAGACACACCUUCUCACCAUGUGCGGUAGAACCUUGGUAAGUGCAGGCCUUCCAGACCCAUCACAGGCAAGUUCAACUCUGUCCGACCAGCCUCUUGCAAGGGAGACCAACUACGACCGUGCCGCGUUGCUUGAGCAAGUACGACAACAAGAACCGACACUAACCGACGAUCAACGUUUGGCGUAUGACGCAAUUUGUGACCAGGUACAGACAAGUGACGAUGGGUUGAUUUUCCUCGACGCACCCGGUGGUACAGGUAAGACAUACGUCACAAACUUACUUCUUGCAAAGGUUAGAUCAGGUGGACACGUUGCCUUGGCUGUUGCCUCUUCCGCAAUAGCAGCCACACUCUUGGCUGGUGGUCGGACUGCUCACUCCACAUUCGCUUUGCCCUUAGAUCUGCACCGCCUUGAGGAGCCAACCUGCUCGAUCGCCAAAGAUUCUGAGAAAGCAGCGCUCCUUCGUGAGGCUGUGCUGAUCGUGUGGGACGAAUGCACGAUGUCACACAAGCAUGCUUUCGAGGCUGUCGACAGGACUUUGCGAGACCUGCGCAGCUCUAAUUCCUUGAUGGGUGGUGUGACGGUUGUGAUGUCCGGUGACUUUCGCCAAACGUUGCCUAUUGUUCCUAGAGGCACUUCUGCUGAUGAGAUCAAUGCCUGCAUCAAGUCUUCGGCGCUCUGGCGUUCCGUGGUGGAGUACACACUUACCACAAACAUGCGAGUUCUGCGUAGCAGUGAUACCAAUGCGGGUCAAUUCUCUGCGCAGCUCCUUAAAGUCGGCAACGGUGCAAUACCCGUUCUGCCUUCAGGCGAAAUUGCGGUUCCGGGUGAUCUCGCACAGAUUGCUGCUUCCCAAGAAGACAUUGUACGAAUAAUCUACCCUGAUGUCGCGGACAAUUUUGUAGAUCCCACUUGGUUGAAAGAAAGAGCUAUCCUUGCACCUUUGAAUGACACUGUCACUGACAUGAAUGGGAUACUCAUGCACAAACUGCCAGGUGACUUGGUCCAGUACGAGUCUGUUGACACUGUCGAAGAUGACGACUCUGGUGAUUACCCUGUUGAAUUCCUGAACUCCUGUAACCCCUCAGGCUUACCAAGUCACCUGCUUCAGCUCAAAGUGGGUGUGCCGGUCAUGCUUCUCAGGAACCUGGAUGCGCCGAAGUUGUGCAAUGGAACAAGAUUGUGA